Messenger RNA from Hibiscus syriacus, 1162 nucleotides. Its product is annotated as short-chain dehydrogenase reductase 2a-like. The transcript has 3 exons. The record is from RefSeq and is a predicted model, not a curated record. The coding region runs from base 120 to 1013 and encodes 297 amino acids. Lineage: Eukaryota; Viridiplantae; Streptophyta; Magnoliopsida; Malvales; Malvaceae.
AUGGAAAUGUGUGUCACUCUCAACUUCAACUGCAACAACGCUUUCCUCCUCUUCAUCCCCAGAUCCAUACAUCCAUCCAAGAAUUCUUCAAUAUUAUACUCCCCUUAAGCUUCCUCAGCAUGCUUAGAUCUGUAGCCAGGCGGUUCAAGUUUGCUGCCAAUGGCUUAUCAAGUAGGUUUUACUCUGCAAUACCAGAUGGUUCUUCCACACAGAGGUUACGAGGCAAAGUAGCCUUAAUCACAGGGGGAGCAAGUGGGCUUGGCAAGGCCACUGCUUUUGAGUUUAUCAAAAAUGGAGCCCAUGUCAUCAUUGCAGACAUCGACACUCAAGUAGGCCGAGAAGCUGUCGAUGGCCUCGGCCCUUCGGUUCGAUUCGUGCAAUGUGAUGUAACCAUCGAGUCCCAAGUAGCCGAAGCUGUACGAAUCGCCAUGGAGGAUCACGGAAAGCUCGAUAUAAUGUUCAACAACGCGGGCAUAGCGGGGAAGGUAUUCCCCCCAAGCAUAGCAGAGCUCAACUUAGACGAAUUCGACAAGGUAAUGAAGGUCAACGUUCGAGGCAUGGUGGCCGGAAUAAAGCAUGCAGCUCGAGUAAUGGUACCAACGGGGUCGGGGUCCAUUCUAUGUACAUCAAGCAUAAGUGGACUCAUGGGUGGUCUCGGGCCACAUCCGUAUUCAAUAGCCAAAUUCACGAUCCCCGGGAUCGUUAAGUCGGUAGCUAGCGAACUAUGUCGUACCGGGGUGAGAAUAAACUGCAUAUCACCUGCUCCGAUCCCAACACCGAUGGUGAUCCGUCAAAUAGCCCAGAUAUACGGAGAUGUUCCGAAAGAGAAGGUGGUAGAGAUUAUAAACGGGGCAGGAGAGCUGAAAGGGGCCAACUGUGAAGAGAUAGAUGUGGCGAAGGCGGCAUUGUACUUGGCGUCGGAUGAAGCCAAGUAUGUAACGGGACAUAACCUGGUUGUUGAUGGAGGCUUCACCACUUACAAGUCUCUUAGUUUCCCUUCUAUGUCGUCUUGACCUUGCCAGCUUUUCAUCCUUUUCGUUUGGCUUUCUUUUAUUAUUACCAAAAACUAAUACAAAUCAACUUAUGUUUAUGUUAUAUAUGUGGCCUAAUUAAGGGCAUGUAAAAGUUUUAGGGGGUGUUUGUUAGUCUUCUACGGUUCUUA